AUGCCUCCCUUCCUGAUCGGUUCUGAGUCAAAAACACCAGUCCCUUUCUCUGCAACCAAGCCUGGACAUUCAGAGCUCCUGGCGCAAAUUAGUUCAAGAGCUGCUCUGAUCGAUGUACCAAACAACAGCAACAGCGUUAUAGUAGAUCCCUCGCCCUCUCCAGAUACGCGUCUGGGUGAAAAUAACCAGCAAUUCGAGACGGCAUGGGAGAUUCUGACCUUUCACCUUGGCAGAUUCGCGCAGGAAAAGAUCAAGGCUGGGGUUGUACCUACAGAUGAGAUGUUCCAACAAGAAUCUCGUCGGUUGUGGUUCGACAGCGACGAUCCAUGGAAUCAGACGUUCGCUGACGACACCCAAUGGAUGGAGAUAUUUCGACAAGAACAUGGUCUACACGAUGGCAACACUCCUGAUGCUGCAUGA
Aureobasidium vineae is the source of this 420-nucleotide messenger RNA. The record is from the annotation of a GenBank genome assembly. Lineage: Eukaryota; Fungi; Ascomycota; Dothideomycetes; Dothideales; Saccotheciaceae.